AUGAUGUUGAUUAAUGAGAUUGACCAUUCUGAUGCCAUGUCUUCUUCCUAUACUCUAUACUUGAUAGUAUUGGGGGAGAAGUUGGGUAGUCUCGAAGGGACAGGGGCCGACAAGCUUUGGCCCUGGGAAUUACGAGAGUGCGUCGUCAUACUGGCUGGAAUGCUUGGCACCUACAUUAAUGUCUUGGCUCUUUGGCUUUUAUUUCUUUUGUUCUCCAGUUGGUUAGGAUAUGUGAUAUUCGAAGAUACCCAACAGGGGAAGACGAUAUUUACUUCAUAUGGUUCCACAAUAUAUCAGAUGUUUGUUUUGUUCACCACAUCCAACAACCCAGAUGUCUGGAUUCCUGCAUACAAGUUUAUCUAUAUGGCUGCUGAGCCUUGUUCCUUUUGUUGGGCCUUGGUUCGUGCUGCCGUUUUUGUGGUUGGGCUUUAUUAG
Ilex paraguariensis (yerba mate) is the source of this 435-nucleotide messenger RNA. Lineage: Eukaryota; Viridiplantae; Streptophyta; Magnoliopsida; Aquifoliales; Aquifoliaceae. The record is from the annotation of a GenBank genome assembly.